AAGCGCUGGGGGAGCUCACGCGCAGCAGUGGGCUUAAAUUUUGAAGGAGUUCUAUGAGACCCCUCACCCCCUGGCAGUAGACGCUAUGGCGAUCCUGACCGUCUUCUUUCUUUUGUUGAUGUUACCUUUUGGAGUCGUCGGUUCCGUUAGACUUGUUAAUGGUAACAGACCAUGCGAAGGAAGAGUUGAAGUCUUCUAUAGAGGCCAGUGGGGUACAGUGUGUGAUGAUAGCUGGGACAUUGCUGAUGCUAAUGUUGUAUGUUUACAAGUUGGAUGUGGCACAGCAGUUUCUGCCCCACAAAGAGCUCGGUAUGGGCGGGGAUCUGGGCCUAUUUGGAUGGAUGAGGUUUAUUGUAAUGAGAGAAACACUCGUCUAGAAGAAUGUCAGUUUGGAGGAUGGGGUAGCCACGAUUGUAGACAUAGUGAAGAUGCGAGUGCUAUUUGUGAAGACUUCCUGUGUCCUGCCCCAAGAGACAUUGCUAAUGGAAGUGUUUCAUACACCGGAAAUUCACUUGGGGACACAGCACAUUACUCUUGUGAUAAUGGUUUUAUCUUAUUUGGACAUAAUGUAACAAGAUGUCAAAAGAAUUCCACAUGGGAAAAUCCCCCAACAUGUCUUACAUCCGCAAUAUCAUUUCAGAGUAACCAGUAUACUGCUAUUGAAGGGGUGGAUGAGUCUGUUACUAUCACAGUAGUGAGAUAUGGAGACAACAGCUCUGAUCUUUGUGUUAGUAUUUCAAUUUCAGGAGGAAACGAAGCAAUGCUCGAUGUUCCAUUAAACCUUUUUUUGGUUGCAAGUGAAAUUCAAUCUACUCUUACGGUUCCUGUUGGAGACGAUGUUAUCGUUGAAAAUGAUGAAACGACAACUAUAGUGUUGUCAGUUAAUAACACUGAUGUGGGAAUUAUCAACAACACAGAUGCAGUAAUUACCAUAUUUGACAAUGAUGGAUAUUCAGCUGAGUUGACAGUGGAGAUAGUGAGUGCAGCAUCUCUAAAAGUAUCGUGGCACAAAAAUGACACUGAUACCAUUGCAUCCACCGUGAAAUAUGAAUGUGCUACACCUCAAACUGAUCAUAUUGCAUCGACAAUUGAACGGACGCUGCCAUAUCCUGACACAUCCACCUACUUCGACAUUUCUUUUUGCUACUAUGACCCCGAGAAGAAGUACAAACACACAGCCACACUGCUCCAGACUAGCACAACUCCCAGCAAAGAACCAACCCUGACUUCAAACAGUUUUUAUAUAGAUUACAAGUACUUCCAGAUUCAGUUUGGUCCAAUGAAGUUAUGUCUUGAUUGGAAGGUAGGAGAACAACAGCACAUUGAGUCAAAGACUGCACCUGGUUUCUCAGAGUCAUUCAUUGGACAAGGGUAUUUUCUGUGCCACGAUAACCCAAACACACCCACCUAUCGCUCCUACAUCACCACUCCUUAUCCAGUGAGCACCAAUACCAAUUCUAGUGAUCUACUAGCCAUCAUUGAGAACUGGAUAUCUUCAGCUCCAAUAAUGCUCUUUGAUUUGCUUCUGGUGAAGAUCAAUCCCAGAUGUCCUAUUGGCAUAUCAAGCGGCUUUGACGAUAAACCACCGAUAACCAAAGACGUAUGUCGUGAAUGUAAACAUCAGCUACAGGAUUUUGUUAAUUUUGGCACGCUUCAGAAACAGUUCGAGAAACACGGCAUCCCGUUAUAUAAUUUUGAUGAUGUUAGAAGGGAGCUAAAGGACAACAAUGAUGAGAUUGACUGCAUGUUAGACUUUUUGACCAAGGUGGAUAAUGGCUUUCAGAUAUUUUAUGACAGUCUCAGAAAGACGCAGCACUCAUGCCCCAAACACAAGCUAGCAGCUGAUAUUUUGAAAUAUACAGUUCCUAUUGGAGACGAUGUUAUCGUUGAAAAUGAUGAAACGACAACUAUUGUGUUAUCAGUUAAUAACACUGAUGUGGGAAUUAUCAACAACACAGAUGCAGUAAUUACCAUACUUGACAAUGAUGGAUAUUCAGCUGAGUUGACAGUGGAGAUAGUGAGUGCAGCAUCUCUAAAAGUAUCGUGGCACAAAAAUGACACUGAUACCAUUGCAUCCACCGUGAAAUAUGAAUGUGCUACACCUCAAACUGAUCAUAUUGCAUCGACAAUUGAACGGACGCUGCCAUAUCCUGACACAUCCACCUACUUCGACAUUUCUUUUUGCUACUAUGACCCCGAGAAGAAGUACAAACACACAGCCACACUGCUCCAGACUAGCACAACUCCCAGCAAAGAACCAACCCUGACUUCAAACAGUUUUUAUAUAGAUUACAAGUACUUCCAGAUUCAGUUUGGUCCAAUGAAGUUAUGUCUUGAUUGGAAGGUAGGAGAACAACAGCACAUUGAGUCAAAGGUAAAGCAAAAAGUCACUGACAUCAUUCUUGAGCACUGUUCAGACUGCACCUGGUUCUCAGAGUCAUUCAUUGGACAAGGGUAUUUUCUGUGCCACGAUAACCCAAACACACCCACCUAUCGCUCCUACAUCACCACUCCUUAUCCAGUGAGCACCAAUACCAAUUCUAGUGAUCUACUAGCCAUCAUUGAGAACUGGAUAUCUUCAGCUCCAAUAAUGCUCUUUGAUUUGCUUCUGGUGAAGAUCAAUCCCAGAUGUCCUAUUGCCAUAUCAAGUUUGAACGAACCCGAGUGCUUUUGAGAGUAAACUUUCUCUUUAGAACAGUUGAACAAUGAUAAUUUUGUUAUAGCGUUAAUGAAAGUGUUCCUUCAUCUAAAUUUUAAUACACUGCUGCCACAACUGCAUUUUUGUGGAGAGACUGCAUAAGUAUGAGAACU
This is a messenger RNA of Geodia barretti, 2811 nucleotides long. NCBI's taxonomy places the organism in Eukaryota, Metazoa, Porifera, Demospongiae, Tetractinellida, Geodiidae. The record is from the annotation of a GenBank genome assembly.